Orycteropus afer afer is the source of this 1710-nucleotide messenger RNA. The record is from RefSeq and is a predicted model, not a curated record. Lineage: Eukaryota; Metazoa; Chordata; Mammalia; Tubulidentata; Orycteropodidae.
AUGGGCGAGCUGGCACGGGCUGACAGCCGCCCCUUGGCACCCGGAGCCGCACGGCGCUCCUUUAACCCUCCCACAGCCCCCGGGUGGGGCAGAGCUGACGGGCUCGGCCGCGGCCCGGAAGGUCGGAGGUUGGAGGCCAGCACAGCAUUGCAGCCGUCUGGAUUCCGCAGGUCCACUGCCCAUGCCCUGGUCGCCGUGCCCAGUGGAGGCAUGGCCACCGAGCUGCUGACUGACGAGGCCCCGGAGUUGGUGACCUUCAGGGAUGUGACCGUGGACUUCACUCAGGAGGAGUGGCAGCAGCUGGACCCUGCUCAGAAGGACCUGUACACGGACGUGAUGCUGGAGAACUUUCAGAACCUCAGCUCGCUGGGAGAAGAGGUCUCCGUGUGCAAAGAGCGCGGGGCAGCCUUCACACGGCUGGCGGACCUGGCCCAGCCCCAGUGCGCCCACACUGCGGACGAGCCCUUCGCCUGCGCCCAGUGCGGGAAGUCUUUCCGGACGCGCACCGCCCUGCAGGUGCACUGGUGCGCACACGCGGGCGAGAGGCUGUACACGUGCGUCGAGUGCAGCAAGGCCUUCGCGCAGCACCUGCAGUUCAUCGCGUCCCCGCGUGCGCACGCGGGGGAGCGGCCCUACGCCUGCGGCCACUGCGGCCGGGCCUUCGCCCUGGUUGCCCACCUCAUCGACCACCAGCGGCUGCACGACGGCCAGACGCCCUUCGCCUGCGGCCUGUGCGGCAAGCCCUUCGCCAGGCGCUCCUCGCUGCUCGGCCAGCAGCGGGUCCCCGAGAGCCAGAAGCCCCACAAGUGCCGCGUGUGCGCCAAGGCCUUCCGGAAGAAGUCGGACCUGGUCAACCACCACCGCAUCCACACGGGCGAGCGUCCCUUCCGGUGCUACGAGUGCGGCAAGGCGUUCACGCAGAGCAUGACGCUGGUGGAGCACCAGAAGACGCACACGGGCGAGAAGGCGCACCCGUGCCGCGCCUGUGGCAAGCGCUUCACCAAGUCCUCCGCCCUGGUCCUGCACGAGCGCAUCCACACCGGCGAGCGCCCCUUCCGCUGCCCCGAGUGCGGCAAGGGCUUCAACCAGAACAUCCAGCUGGUGGUGCAUCUGCGGAGCCACACGGGCGAGAAGCCCUUCCAGUGUGCCACGUGCGGGAAGCGCUACAGCCAGAAGGGCUACCUGAGCGUGCACCAGCGCACGCACACCGGCGAGAAGCCCUUCGAGUGCGGCCAAUGCAAGAAGGCCUUCAGCCAGAAGGCCCACCUGUCCAUCCACCUGCGGAUCCACACGGGCGAGAAGCCCUACCGCUGUGGCGAGUGCGGAAGGAGCUUCCGCAAAGUCUCCUUCCUCUUCCAGCACCAGGCCAUCCACAGUGACGAGAGGCCCUUCAAGUGCAGUGUCUGCGGGAAGGCAUUCAUCCGCAAAGCCACCCUCGUCCAGCACGGCCGCAUCCACACCGGGGAGAAGCCCUACCACUGUGCUCAGUGCGGGAAGGCCUUCCGGCACCAGCCCACGCUGACCGCCCACCGCAGGAUCCACACCGGGGAGAAGCCCUACCAGUGCCAGGCCUGCGGCAAGGCCUUCCGGCGCAUCGGGAACCUCACCUGCCACCAGAAGACGCACGCUGGCGAGCCGUCCCCCGGCUCCCCCGGCGGGUCAGGCGUGCCAGGCGGGCAGGAGCCUGCAGCCCACGUGGCUGCUACCUGA